AUGUCUGAAGAAGUCCAGCUCUCUACUCCCACUCUCGUCCGUACAUCAAUGGAAGACGACGACGACACCACCACCACUGCCACCACCACCAAAAGCAGCGCAGAAUCUCCUUCAGACAACAUAAAAAUCGACAUUCCACCAGCAUCAUCAGAUUCCCGACGCCUCCAUAGCCGCAUUAUCCACAGAGUCUCGCCGCACCUCCGCAGCGACACCAACAACCGCCGCAUGUUCGACCCAGUCGCCCUCUCCCUCGGCCCCUACCACCACGGCAAGCCCGAUCUCCGCCGCGCCGAGGCCCUCAAGGACCACAUGCUCCACACAUUCGUCUCCGACAGCGUCGCUGCCGACGAAACCAAAGACAAACGCUUCUUCCACAAUCAGAUCCUCAAAUGCAUAUCCGAAAUCAGGGGCCAUUACGAUCGCGCCGCAGUUGACUCCUUCGACGACGAAUCCCUCUCCGAGAUCAUCCUCCGCGAUGCCUGCUUCGUCGCCACCUGCAUCGCCGACCCCUUUUCGCUUCCCGAUUUGAUCCGAACCCACCUCGGCAAUCCCAUGACCGUCUACGCCACACAAGACUUACUCCUCCUCGAAAAUCAGAUCCCGUUUUGGGUCGUUAACCGUCUCCUCAAUCUCCGAUUCGGCGAAGAAGAAGCCGACGCCUAUAUCUGCCAGCAUUUGAGCUUAUUAUGCUUAGGAAGUUCGCGCAACCUCACCCGACUUCCAUGGAAAGAAAAUGACAACGACGACGAGGAACAACUGCAUCAGCAUCAACCCCUGCAUCUUCUUGAAGCAUAUCGAAUUACUCUGCUUCAACGAGAAUCUCCGAACAAAUUAUCGACACUCACCAGCACCGAUAGCUACAGCAGCAGAACCUACAGCAUUCGAACUCUUUACCGAUACAUAAACCUUCCAUUUCGAUCCGUGACAUACCUGCAACGAAAGGGAAUCUACUUCGGCCCGAGCUCUACCUGCUAUAAGGACAUCCUCUUCACUUCCCAUUGGUGCUAUGGAAUGCUCCGGCUUCCAAUCGACAUCAUCUCCGAGCAUUCCAAGUCGUUCUUCUGCAAUCUGAUUGCAUUCGAAAUGUCUUCUUCGGAUGAUUUGGCAGUAACAUCUUAUGUUAACUUCAUGAAGUCGCUGCUCGAGAGUCCUGAGGAUGUCAAGGUGCUGCGCGAAAAGGGGAUACUGUUUAGCGACUUGGGGAGCGAUAAGGAAGUGGUCGAAGCAUUCAAAGAGAUACGGACGUAUGGGAUUGACGACUGCGAUAGCUUCGCAUAUGUGAAGAAGCAGCUCGACGAGCAUUGUAACAGCCGCGCCAAGACAUGGGUAGCAGAGCUCAUCCACAACUACUUCCAUAGCCCGUGGAGUGCCAUUGCUCUCUUCGCCGCAACCUUUCUGCUCUGCCUCACUUUUAUCCAGACUUAUUACACUGUCAAAGCAGCAAAUUGAAGCCAACGACAACAAAUGUUAUACCGAAAGAAAUUAUGCGAAUUCAUAAUCACUAUAGUUGUCUUCUCCUUCA
This is a messenger RNA of Andrographis paniculata, 1522 nucleotides long. RefSeq lists its product as uncharacterized. The record is from RefSeq and is a predicted model, not a curated record. Bases 1 to 1449 code for a protein of 482 amino acids. The transcript has a single exon. NCBI's taxonomy places the organism in Eukaryota, Viridiplantae, Streptophyta, Magnoliopsida, Lamiales, Acanthaceae.